AUGUUAACCAUGUAUAAACCAGUGCAAGGAAUAACAAUUUUAUUAUUGAUUAAUAAUCUAUUUAACAUAGGUUUGUCACAAAAUUUACAGACAGUCAAUAUCCUCUUUAUCAAUGAUCGAACUAAUGAAGUAGCUGAAGAGACUCUGAAUGUGGCAUUGAAUUAUAUCCGAAGAAAUCCUAGGGUUGGAUUGAUGAUCGAUGGUUUAUAUUCUGUAAAAAUUGGUGGAGAUGAUGCUUCAGCUAUAUUAGAAACACUUUGUGUAAACUAUAAUGCAUCCAUUCGCAACAAUAAACCACCACAUCUGGUCAUUGACACAACAAUUAAUGGAGUUGCAUCAGAAGCUGUAAAAUCAUUUACUGCUGCUUUAGCAUUGCCUACUGUUAGUGCAUCAUAUGGACAAAAUGGUGAUAUAAGACAAUGGAGAAAUUUAGACGGAGAACAACAAAAAUAUCUGAUACAAAUUAAUCCACCUGCAGACCUUAUACCAGAAAUAAUAAGAAGUAUUGUAGUAGCACAAAAUAUAACAAAUGCUGGCAUAAUGUUUGAUGAUACAUUCGUAAUGGAUCACAAGUAUAAAUCGUUACUACAAAAUAUUCCGACUAGACAUAUUAUAGCUGCUAUUGAUGACACUACCAGCAUUAAGCUACACUUGACCAGAUUCCGUGAUGUAGACAUAGUAAAUUUUUUUGUAUUGGGAAAAUUAUCAAUCAUUAAAUCAGUUUUGGACCACGCCAAUUCCAAUAAGUUAUUUGGUCGAAAAUAUGCAUGGCAUGUCAUUACACAGGAUAAAGGAUCACUCAAAUGUGGCUGUUCUAAUGCUACUAUUUUAUUUGUAAAACCUGAGCCAGAUGCUGCAAGUCGAGAAAAAUUAUCAAAUUUAAGAACAACAUAUGGUUUAACGUCAACACCAGAACUGAAAGCAGCAUUUUACUUUGAUUUUUACUACCGAUCCUUGUUAGCAAUCAGAUCGAUGAUGAAUAGUGGUGAAUGGCCAGCUAAUGUUACCUACACUACAUGCGAUGAAUACAAUGAAGAAAAUCCACUUCCAAGAAGAAAUGUCGAUUUAAGAAGAUAUUUAAAAGAUAUGACAGAACCACCCUCUUACGCUCCAUUUUUAAUAGAUACAAAUGGGCACAGUUAUGAAGAAUUUACAAUGAGAUUAGAAAAAGUAACAGUUUUAAACAGUCAAUCAGUAAGUGCUGAAAACGUGGGCUCGUGGAAGGCAAGUCUUAAUUCGCCGAUCGUUGUAAAAGAUGCCGCAAACAUGACACAUUUUUCUGCCGUCACUGUAUACAGAGUAGUCACUGUGUUGCAAAAUCCAUUUAUGAUACAAGUUGAUGACGAAGAUGGCAAAGGUGUAAAGUUUAAAGGUUAUUGUAUUGAUUUAAUCGAAGAAAUUAGAAAAUUAAUUGGUUUUGAGUACGAAAUCUAUAUAGCACCAGACAACAAUUUUGGUAAUAUGGACGAAAAUGGACAAUGGAACGGGAUGAUUAAAGAACUCGUCGAAAAGAGAGCUGAUAUUGCAUUGGGUUCUCUAUCAGUUAUGGCUGAGAGAGAAAAUGUUGUGGAUUUUACGGUUCCUUAUUACGAUUUAGUCGGAAUAACAAUUCUAAUGAAAAAACCACAAACGCCAACUUCGUUGUUUAAAUUUCUUACAGUUCUAGAAAACGAUGUAUGGAUGUGUAUACUUGGUGCUUACUUUUUUACCAGUUUUUUAAUGUGGGUAUUUGAUCGAUGGAGCCCAUAUAGUUAUCAAAAUAAUAGAAAUAAAUAUAAAGAUGACGAAGAAAAACGAGAAUUCAACUUAAAAGAGUGUUUAUGGUUUUGUAUGACUUCUUUAACUCCUCAGGGCGGGGGUGAAGCUCCCAAAAAUCUUUCCGGCAGACUAGUUGCUGCUACAUGGUGGCUUUUCGGAUUUAUAAUUAUAGCAUCUUAUACUGCUAAUUUAGCAGCUUUCCUAACAGUUUCUCGAUUGGACACUCCAGUAGAAUCAUUGGAUGAUUUAUCCAAACAAUAUAAAAUACAAUAUGCUCCACUGAAUGGUUCAUCAGCAAUGACUUAUUUUCAAAGAAUGGCCGACAUUGAAACACGAUUUUAUGAAAUAUGGAAAGAUAUGAGUUUAAAUGACAGUUUGAGUGAAGUAGAACGAGCGAAAUUAGCUGUUUGGGAUUAUCCAGUAAGUGACAAAUACACAAAAAUGUGGCAAGCAAUGAAAGAGGCUAAACUACCUAAUACUUUAGAAGAGGCAAUCGAAAGAGUUCAAAGUUCUAAAUCAUCUAGUGAAGGAUUCGCUUAUUUAGGAGACGCUACAGACAUUAGAUAUCAAGUAAUGAUAGAUUGCCAUUUACAAAUGGUCGGCGACGAAUUCUCUAGAAAACCAUAUGCUAUUGCUGUUCAACAAGGAUCUCCAUUAAAAGAUCAAUUCAAUAAUGCAAUUUUAUUAUUACUCAAUAAACGAAAAUUAGAAAAAUUAAAAGAGACUUGGUGGAAUCUGAACCCAGAAAGAAUACAAUGUGAAAAACAAGAUAAUCAAUCUGAUGGCAUCAGUAUCCAUAACAUAGGUGGAGUUUUUAUUGUUAUAUUUGUUGGAAUUGGACUAGCUUGCUUUACGUUAGCUUUUGAAUAUUGGUGGUAUAAAUAUAAAAAAAGUUCAAAAGUUGCAAACACAAUGAAUCCAAAACAAAUGGCGAUGACUAGAGAUAGUGAAUUUACAUAUCCAACGAUACCGACAUUUGAUGCAACUUCUGGAAUGAGAUCAAGAAGUAUUAUUCAAGGUUUUAGACGAUCUGUUGGUCAGUCUUCGCCCAAACAAAAAUAAUGGAAUCGUGUAUGUUUUACCUACCAACAUAUGGAGAUUCAAUCAAAUAGUGUAUGUCACAAUAACUUAAAAAAAUUAAUAAUAAAUAAGCAACUUUUUGAUACAAUAAUUAUUAGAGUGUAAAAUAUUAAAAUUAUUAUUUGUUCGCACCGUCAUAAUUAGAGACCGGAUUUAUAUGCAAAUGCAUAUAUGAUAUACUGGAAUAAGCUUUUGGAAUCUGAUGAAAAUUUUCCCAGAUUUAGA
Molecule: messenger RNA, 3063 nt
Organism: Melanaphis sacchari
Lineage: Eukaryota; Metazoa; Arthropoda; Insecta; Hemiptera; Aphididae
Gene: Ir25a
Product: ionotropic receptor 25a
Exons: 17
Coding region: 1-2820 (939 amino acids)
Biological process (GO): synaptic transmission, glutamatergic; monoatomic ion transport; modulation of chemical synaptic transmission
Cellular component (GO): plasma membrane; postsynaptic membrane
Molecular function (GO): glutamate-gated receptor activity; transmitter-gated monoatomic ion channel activity involved in regulation of postsynaptic membrane potential
Source: RefSeq, a predicted model, not a curated record